GCACAAGAGUGAAAAAUACGAGACUAGACGAACCGAACCGUCAUAUUCUCUCAAAAGAAGCGAAGCCCUAGCGUCAGUUCCUUUCCUUAGGAUUCGUAAUCUGCUGUUGUGUGCUUGCCUCUCCUCUUUGGCUUAUCAUACCUCUCACUCGCAUCAGGUAAGAAGUUUGGUUCAGAUUUAGUGAGGCUCAUCGCUUUAGUUUCAAAGCUUAAUUAGCUCUUUUGGGGUCUUUGCGUUGGUUAUUAUUAGAUGUUGGAAUACCCUAAUAGCAACAACUGAAUUCUGUGUUGAUAGUGUAGUUAGUGAUUGAUUUUUAGCCUCAUUAAUUGUUUGAUGGAACAGCUGAUGGAAUAGCAUCAACUGCAAUUUAGCUGCAAGUGUCUUGUUUAUUCAUCAUGUAUAGACACCAUAAUUACUCACUCUCUGUGCUUUUGGCAUCAUGAACUCUUUGAUGGAAGAGCUAACAUUGUUUUUUUCUUCUCUUUUGUGAGAUGCACUUUUGGUUAUCAUCAUACCAAAAUGCAGAUUUUCAGUUGCGCUUUCAAUCCAAAUGGACUGCAAGAAGUUCAUCCAGAUGGUCGAGGAGAAGAAACGAAGAGUUCUAGAGAAGAAAGAAGCUCCUCUGAAAUGGGAGCAGAAGCUAGAGGCGGCUGCCAAUGCUAAAGCUGACUCAGAAACCAAAGUAAAGAAGUCAAAGGUCACUAAAAGAAAACAAAAGGGUGCGUAUGAAUCUAGCUCGGAUAGUGAUAGUAGCUCUGAAGUGAGAAGAAAGUCUAGAAGAUCUCGCCAUAAGCACCGGAGACAUGCACACUUUGAUUCAGAUGACAAUGAUAGGAGGAAAGAGAAGAAAUCCAGGAGGCAGAAAAGAAGGUCCUUGAAUCCAAGCGAUCAGAGCAGUGAUGAGUAUGAAAGCAGGUCUGAGGAUGAGCUGAGGAUGAAGAUAAGGCACCAUCAGAGGCACAAGUCGCAUAGCUCAAGAAAGACUUUUGAUGAUGACAAUACCGAAGAUGUGAGAAGAAGAUAUUUAAAGCACCACAGGCGCAGUGAGGUGGUCACUUCAAGUGAUAGUGAGGAAGACACUGGAAGAAGAAGGCCAGGCAAAUAUCACAGGUACGUCAGAGGUUCAGCCUCAUCGAGUGGCUCGGAAGAUAGUGGGAAGAGUAGGAAGAGAAGGCAACAUAAAAGGCACUGUUUGGCAGACUCUUCAAGUGAGGACAAUGGAGCAAUGAGAAGGAGGCAUCAUCAACAUGACAGAGAUUCAGCAUUGGACUCUGAUGGAGGAAUGUUACCAGAUGAGAAAAGAGAGCACAAUCUCAACAAAUGAAAAUGGGAAUUGUAUUUGUUUAAUUCACUUCAUAAGAGCUAAACCAUUUGUACACUAUUUCUACCCAGAUGUUGGGAUCCAAUGAAUGAUGAAUAUUGCACUCUUUUAGAUUUUCAUUUUGCAUUUGUCGCAAGAGGAGUAAACAAAAAAUUGAACUCUGAUGUGUGUAGAAGACGGUCAUUGUUUUGAUUA
This is a messenger RNA of Capsella rubella, 1516 nucleotides long. Its product is annotated as CAX-interacting protein 4. NCBI's taxonomy places the organism in Eukaryota, Viridiplantae, Streptophyta, Magnoliopsida, Brassicales, Brassicaceae. The coding region runs from base 551 to 1324 and encodes 257 amino acids. The record is from RefSeq and is a predicted model, not a curated record. The transcript has 2 exons.